This is a messenger RNA of Carlito syrichta (Philippine tarsier), 944 nucleotides long. RefSeq names its product FK506 binding protein 7 (gene FKBP7). The record is from RefSeq and is a predicted model, not a curated record. Bases 125 to 781 code for a protein of 218 amino acids. Gene Ontology annotation, molecular function: peptidyl-prolyl cis-trans isomerase activity; calcium ion binding. Lineage: Eukaryota; Metazoa; Chordata; Mammalia; Primates; Tarsiidae. The transcript has 4 exons.
CCCUGCCCUUUGUGACGUAAGACAAUGCCUGCCACGCGUCGGAAUUCGGCCCUGGGAACUGCCACGGGCACGAGUGACCAUCUGGAGAAAGCGCAGUGGUCUGCUGGGGCACACGCCAGAAACCAUGCAUUUCUUUUUCCGAUUGUUCGUUUUAUUUUACUUGUGGGGCCUUUUUACUGCUCAGGGACAAAAGAAAGAGGAGAGCACAGAGGAAGUGAAAAUAGAAGUUUUGCAUCGUCCAGAAAACUGCUCUAAGACAAGCAAGAAGGGAGACUUACUAAAUGCACAUUACGAUGGCUACUUGGCUAAAGACGGAUCGAAAUUCUACUGCAGCCGGACACAAAAUGAAGGGCACCCCAAAUGGUUUGUUCUUGGUGUUGGGCAAGUCAUAAAAGGUCUAGACAUUGCAAUGAUGGAUAUGUGCCCUGGAGAAAAACGAAAAGUGAUUAUACCCCCUUCGUUUGCAUAUGGGAAGGAAGGCUAUGCAGAAGGCAAGAUUCCACCUGAUGCAAUAUUGAUAUUUGAGAUUGAACUUUAUGCUGUGACCAAAGGACCACGGAGCAUUGAAACAUUUAAACAGAUAGACACGGACAAUGACAGGCAACUCUCUAAAACCGAGAUAAAUCUCUACUUGAAAAGAGACUUUGAAAAAGAUAAGAAGCCACAUGACAAGUCAUAUCAGGAUGCAGUUUUAGAAGAUAUUUUUAAGAAGAAUGACCAUGAUGGUGAUGGCUUCAUUUCUCCCAAGGAAUACAAUGUAUACCAACAUGAUGAACUAUAGCAUAUUUUUAUUUCUCCAUUUUUAAAGCAACCUACUGUACUUUAUAAAUAAAAGUCACUUUUCUCCAAGUUGUGGUUUCUAUUUUCCCCCAUGAAAAGAUAUUUUAACCCUUUAAUACCUGUAAUUUUAAUAUAAGAAAUGUGCAGCUGUUUUGCAAAUUUAA